AGGAGACCGACAUUUUACUAGUAGGCACUGCAGAGACAGAAGAGCACGGGGUGGAGAGGACGCAAGAGAACGCAUCAUAUAUUAAAAUUAAAGAUCUGUUUGUAAACAGAUAUUUCGGUGUGUGUUUGUUUCGCCUCAGCAGCAUGGCUGUGGUCAUCCGCUUGCAGGGUCUCCCGAUAGUGGCGGGGACCAUGGACAUACGCCAUUUCUUCUCUGGAUUGACCAUCCCGGAUGGUGGGGUGCAUAUUGUAGGGGGUGAACAUGGUGAGGCAUUUAUUGUUUUUGCCACAGACGAAGAUGCCAGGCUUGGCAUGAUGCGUACAGGGGGAGCAAUAAAAGGUUCUAAGUGUCUCUCAUUGCUGAGCAGCAAGACCGAGAUGCAAAAUAUGAUUGAGCUUAGCGCAGGCGCUUUGAAACAGGCAAUGUAGAGGGAAGCCGCGGGCAAUGGUAGCAGACCAGGCCCCACCGUCAGCACAGGUGGGUAUGCAGUUUACCUACCACUUUUGCAGGGUUUCAGCAACACCACACCAACCACAGUCACCACAGCUGUCGCCGCACACGAAUCAAUAAGCAACAAAAAUGUGUCCACCUUUGCCACCACUAGCAUGGGAAACAUGCCCCCCAGUUUCAGCAAUAACUACAGCAGCCCAAAUCUAACCAUGGGAUCCACUAUGACUACAGCCAUGUCCUCCCUCAACUCUGUACCGCCGCCUAUCCCCCCUUUGCCAACCAUGCCCUCUCUGCCGCCCAUGCCUUCCAUUCCCCCUAUGCCACUUCCACCACCAGUGUCUUCUAUGCCUCCUGUUCCCACUGUGUCACCUUUGACUCAAGGCCAUCCUGUCCUUCCCAUGAGUCAUUUAUCCCACAUGGGCUCAAUGCCACCAUUCAACCCUGGCGUCCCACCCCCUGGUGGACUGGCCUCAGGGCUGCCUCUAGGAACCCCAAACCACAUGUUUCUUGGCCAUAUGAACCCUCUGUUAAAUCUUCAGGCACACAUGAAGGCUGCAAUAGGUAAUUCAGAUGAGUUAUAUGUCCACCUUCAAGGGCUGCCCUUUUCAGCAACUGACAUGGAUGUUAGGGAGUUUUUCCGUGGGUUAGGGGUGGAUUCUGUACGACUGGUAAGAGACAACAUGGGCCGGAGUAGUGGCAGGGCCCUAGCCAAGUUCUUUUCCCCUCAGGACACCUUUGAGGCUCUCAAAAGAAGCACUGGAAUGUUAGGGCAGAGGUAUGUUGACAUCUCUUUGGCUACGGAGAGGCAGUGGAUGAGCGUGACCAGUGUUGGCAGUGGGGUCGGAGGGCAAGCCCACUCAAAGUCGUGUAACGAGCCCCAAGACCAGCAGCAGCAGCGCCGCAGCAGCAGCAUCAACAACAACAACAACAUGAGUUCAGGGUCCCCGGCACCCAGAGAUCGUGCAAGGUCCCGGUCUCCCCACAAUAAAGAGUUUUGUGUCUACCUGAAAGGCCUGCCCUAUGAAGCAGUAAACAAACAGAUCUGCGAGUUUUUCAAAAACCUGGACAUUGUGGAAGACAGCAUUUACAUAGCUUAUGGACCAACUGGUCGAGCUACAGGUGAGGGAUUUGUUGAGUUCAAAAAUGAAAUGGACUACAAGGUUGCCCUCGGUUGUCACAUGCAGUACAUGGGAAGCCGUUUCAUACAAGUCCACCCCAUCAGUAAGAAAGCAAUGUUUGAAAAGAUUGAUUCAAUUCGUCAAAGGAUGCAAGGUGGUGAUAAGAAAAACAACUCUGAAUUGGUUAAGAACCCUAGAAACUGUGCUCACAUUUCAAAUAUUCCAUAUAAUGUGACCAAGAAGGAUGUCCGACUUUUUUUAGAAGGCAUUGCAAUAUUUGAGGAAAGUCUGAAAGUUCUGGUUGACAGCAGUGGUAAUGGUCUAGGUCAGGCUAUUGUGCAGUUCAGGGCAGAGGAGGAUGCUCUGAAUGCUGAGAGGCUACACAGGCAGAAAUUAAAUGGCAGAGAUGCCUUCGUACAUUUGGUUACUUUUGAGCAGAUGAAGGAAAUUGAGAGAAAUCCGCCACCACAGGUGAAGAGAGGCCAGAAACCCCAAGGGAACUCUCAAGGUCAGACACACGGUCAUGCUCAGGGACAGAAUCCAGUUCAGUCCCAAGCGCACCCUUUUGCCGGUAUGACAGGAGAGGAAUUCAACUUCCUCAGAAACACUGUAGGCAAUAUAGGCAAUGGUCCUUUUGCACCGUUUACUGUCCCAGGUAAUGGAUUAGCGGGCCCUCCUUUACCCCCACUAGCAGCAGGUCUUGGGGAUGUAACGCUAAGCGUUCCCCCGCCCAUGGUUGCCAGCCACUUGCCUGGUGCAGGUCUGGAACCCCCAGGCUUCCGGCCAGGCAGCAACAAUGGCCCACCUGGCUUUGGGCCAGAGGGCUUAAGGGGAAUGCCACCUUUUGACAAUGGCUCGAGGAAAAGUGGAGGCCAUAACAAUAAUAGCAACAACAGAGGAGGUAUCCAAGGGCGAUCAGGGGGUGGCCCUCAGUCUACUUUUGGGCCUGGCCCUGACCCUUUGAGAGGUCAGUCAGCUGGGGGCCCUGGUAACUCUCGUGGACCUACCAUUGUAAAGAUCCAAAACAUGCCUUUCACUGUAACGGUCGAUGAGAUCCUAGAUUUCUUUUAUGGCUAUCAGGUGCUGCCUGGUUCAGUCUGUCUACAGUUCAGUGAAAAGGGCCUGCCAACUGGGGAGGCCAUGGUUGCCUUUGAGUCCCAUGAGGAGGCAACAUCUGCUGUCCUGGAUUUAAAUGAUAGGCCUAUUGGGGCUAGGAAAGUGAAGAUAACCCUAGGCUAACACUUAAAUAUCCCUUCGACCGAUAAUGGAAUGAAACAUCCGGUUUUAUUAAUGCAAAUGUAAUUUAAUAUGCAUUUAAGCUCAACUAUCUUUACCAAAGUUAUCAAGUUGUCAAUAGGCCUAGCAUAGGAAUGACAUUGAAAACUCCUAUAUUGAUUAAAUGUACAAUAUGAUCACUGAAGUUAGAUGUGGGGAUUUCAAAAUGACAAAAAGCCAACUGUUGAUGUAGCUUAAAUCCAAUCAUGUUCACAGCAAGAGCAAUUCAUUUCUAAUGUUUAAAUAAGCUUAAAUGGUUGGAGUAGGAGGAUAGUCUCAUAUUGCUGUGCUGAGACACCACUUUCACUUGGAAGCAUGUAUCAUUUUAAAAUGCCCUGAAACAUUUUGUGUUUUUGUAUUUUUUUCCAUAGAUGUAACGUUUACAUGUCCUUUGUGAUGAUAUUCUAAAGUGGGUACUCGCCAAAUGCUGCCAUGCAUGGUGUUAGUACAGAGAACACUCCUUGUAUUAUGGUUAAAGCAUCUGCUUAUUUGCUCUAUGCUUUUCUUCACUGUUAAUAUAUGCAAAUGUCAAUGUCGUUGCCAGCUAUGUAGUGUGAGAAAAUGUACUGCUUUUAUGGAAAGAAAUCUGUUGAAAUUUACAAUUGGUUAAAUGGUCCGCAGAGCUCUCUAGAAGCUUUUGUAUUUGCCACUGCGUCUUCAUUUUUUUUCUUUUUAAGUAUGAGCUGUUUUUGAGUAGAUGCUAUUAGGAAUGUCUUAUUUUUUUAGUGUUCUAACAACAUAUAUUGUUUUAAUUUUUGGGAACGUUCCUGCUUAUUAUUUCGUAAGUGUUUGUAUAUAUUGUGUAGCUAAUAAAAUGACAUUCCUGACAUAG
Molecule: messenger RNA, 3675 nt
Organism: Esox lucius (northern pike)
Lineage: Eukaryota; Metazoa; Chordata; Actinopteri; Esociformes; Esocidae
Gene: rbm12
Product: RNA binding motif protein 12
Biological process (GO): regulation of RNA splicing
Cellular component (GO): nucleoplasm; ribonucleoprotein complex
Molecular function (GO): RNA binding
Source: RefSeq, a predicted model, not a curated record